Phytomonas sp. Hart1 is the source of this 231-nucleotide messenger RNA. The record is from the annotation of a GenBank genome assembly. Lineage: Eukaryota; Euglenozoa; Kinetoplastea; Trypanosomatida; Trypanosomatidae.
AUGACGUUGAAGGAUGGUGAAAUAUUUUGUACAUCCCCUCAUGAGUCGAAUUUUUGGUGUUUGUUGAAUGAGUUCCUGGAUACAACCAUCCUUCUCUUCGGUAUUAUGGGUAUGUUUGACUCCCGCAUGAUGCCUGUUGAUACCGACACACUGUUGGCAGUUGGGCUACUCAUCGUCACGAUUUCGGUUUCUCUUGGUACCAAUUCUGAGUUUAGUAUGAAUACCGCUUGA